AUGAGUUGGCUGUUCGACAUUUCCGAACUUGCCUUGGCUCGCUUCCAGGGCAGCUGUGACCGCAGCAAGAUUUCCAUCCUUUCCGACAUCCUGAGGAGCAACUUAGAUAAGCUCGUGAGAGAAAAGACGGACACUUCAGUGCAGGGACCUGCGCUGGCAUCUCGUGCUGCAGACAUGGAGGGGUCCAGUGACAAGCUUUUCUGCUGCAGGUGGGUGCGCCACAGGGUUCCCCAGGCCCACAGAGAGGAGCUGUACCACAUCCUGAAAAUGACAGGGCCUCUGCUGCUCUCUCGAAUCCUCAAUUACCUGCUUCCAUUUGUGGUGACAAUGUUCUGUGGGCGGCUGGGCAAUGAAGUGAUGGCUGGCUAUGGAUUAGCUUGUGCUACCAUUAAUGUCACCACUGCAGCAACAGGUUGUGGUCUGGGACUGGCAUGUGACACUUUGGUGUCUCAGACAUUUGGUGGCAGGAACCUGCUGCGUGUGGGAGUGAUCCUCCAGCGGGGCAUCAUCAUCCUGCUGCUCUUCUGCCUGCCCUGCUGGGGUCUCCUCAUUAAUGCUGAAGCCGUCCUGUUAUGCAUGGGCCAGGACCCUGCGGUGACCAGAAUAGCCCAGCUGUAUAUUACAGGCUUCCUUCCAGCAGUACCAGCAUUGUUUCUAUAUCAGCUUCAGGCGUCUUACCUGCAGAAUCAGGGUAUAAUAAUGCCACAAAUGUACGCUGCUGCCGUGGCAAACAUAGCAAAUGCUGUGACGAACUACAUCUUCCUUUACUGGCUGGAUCUGGGCGUUAGCGGAUCUGCAGCAGCCAACGCUCUGUCUCACAUUUACAUCUGUACUUUUAUGUUUGCUUACAUUUGGUGGAAGAAGCUCCACGUGACAACAUGGGGAGGCUGGUCAACAGAAUCGCUGCAGGAGUGGGGCUCCUACAUGAAACUGGCCAUUCCCAGUACAUUAAUGAAGUGCUUUGAGUGGUGGGUUUAUGAGUUUGGGGGAUUCUUUGCAGGAAUGUUGAGUGAAGAUGAGCUGGCAGCCCAGCAUGCUGUGAUAAUGGUGGCUUUCAUAACCUACAUGUUCCCUCUCGGUAUUCAAGCUGCAGCAUGUGCACGGGUGGGAAAUGCUCUGGGUGCAGGAGACACUGGCAGGGCGAUCCUCACCAGCAAGAUGUCACUCACUCUCGCGGGUAGCUUCGCAGUGGUUGAAGGUCUUGUGCUUGCCUCUACCAAAUCAGUGAUAGGCUUCAUCUUCACCUCUGAUGAGAAGAUCAUAGCUCUGGUCUCACACUUGAUGAAUGCUUACUGUUUCCUUCAGUUCUUUGAUGGUCUUGUGUGUGUUUGCACGGGCAUCUUCCUGGGCACGGGCAAACAGAAGAUACCAGCUGUGGCUAAUUUCAUUGGAUACUACGGCAUAGGACUGUCACUGUGUGUUACUUUAAUAUUUGUCGCAAAACUGAGAAUUUUAGGUUUUUGGCUGGGACUGCUCAUUUGUGUCUCUUUGCAAUCCACCCUCUACAUCAUUAUCAUCUUCAAGCUGAACUGGGAGAGAAUGACACAGGAGGCUGUGGAUCGAGCACAGAAAAACACUCACACGACGUUAUUAAGCACAGCUGCUGUGUCAGAUGCUGCAGGUAGUGAUGCUGCCAGCCAGACAGCAACCAGUAGGAGUUCAGUGGACGGCUACAUGUCUGUGAGCACCGAGGACAAUGAUGGGAACCCAGACUCGCAGGGCGCACACGUGGUCCAGCAGCAGGCGGGCGGCCGUCUCUCCACCACCCAGCUGAUCCUCAGGCGAGGCCUCGCUAUGUUCGCAGCGGUUGCCCUCCUGGCUGUGGGAGUGAGUGUGCACUUCCUCGUGCCUUUGCCAGAAACCCUGCGUUCAGAGGCCAACUUAACUUCAGACUGGAUCAAUACUACAUAUACUCCUGAUCAGAUUUUCUCCACUGUGCUGGUCCCGAAUGAAGAGUCAGACUGA
Messenger RNA from Chelmon rostratus (copperband butterflyfish), 1965 nucleotides. RefSeq names its product multidrug and toxin extrusion protein 1-like. The record is from RefSeq and is a predicted model, not a curated record. Gene Ontology annotation, molecular function: xenobiotic transmembrane transporter activity; antiporter activity. Bases 1 to 1965 code for a protein of 654 amino acids. Gene Ontology annotation, biological process: xenobiotic detoxification by transmembrane export across the plasma membrane. The transcript has 18 exons. Gene Ontology annotation, cellular component: membrane. Lineage: Eukaryota; Metazoa; Chordata; Actinopteri; Chaetodontiformes; Chaetodontidae.